Cuculus canorus (common cuckoo) is the source of this 2971-nucleotide messenger RNA. It is a transcript of the gene ATP6V0A2, whose product is annotated as ATPase H+ transporting V0 subunit a2. Gene Ontology annotation, molecular function: ATPase binding; proton-transporting ATPase activity, rotational mechanism. Gene Ontology annotation, biological process: proton transmembrane transport; vacuolar acidification. The coding region runs from base 375 to 2747 and encodes 790 amino acids. The record is from RefSeq and is a predicted model, not a curated record. The transcript is spliced from 21 exons. NCBI's taxonomy places the organism in Eukaryota, Metazoa, Chordata, Aves, Cuculiformes, Cuculidae. Gene Ontology annotation, cellular component: vacuolar proton-transporting V-type ATPase, V0 domain; plasma membrane; vacuolar proton-transporting V-type ATPase complex.
CCGCCGCCGCCGCCAUGGGCGCGCUGUUCCGCGGCGAGCCGAUGUGCCUGGCGCAGCUCUUCCUGCAGAGCGGCUCGGCCUACGAAUGCCUCAGCGAGGUGGGCGAGCGUGGCCUGGCCGAGUUCCGAGACGUAUCUGACACACCCUUUAUUCCAGAAAUGACGUGUUAUUGGGUCCGGCUUAAGAGCUAAAUAAGUAGUCAGAGACCCUGCACCCUCAUAACAUAUGGAUGCACAUAAAACGAUUCUUUCAACACUUAACAUUUCAAAUAGCUUCUGUGGAAACCCGUCACAAAACUUUGCUUGAGAAAGCUCAACCCAAAUGUAAGCAUAUUUCAGAGAAAAUUUGUGAACGAAGUAAAGAAGUGUGAAGAAAUGCAAAGAAUACUCGGAUAUUUAAUACAAGAAAUAAAAAAAGCAGAUAUUCCACUUCCUGAAGGAGAUGUUGCUCCUCCUGCCCCCUUGCUGAAACAUAUUUUAGAAAUCCAGGAGCAGUUGCAGAAGCUGGAGACAGAAUUGAGGGAAAUAACUAAAAACAAAGAGAAGUUGAGGAGAAACCUGCUUGAGCUGACAGAAUACAUGUACCUGUUAGAGGUCACACAAAGAUUUGUCCGGAGAACAGCUGAGUAUGAAUUCCAUGUAUAUUCAAAUUAUGAAGAAUUUCCAUCUGUGGAAGAUGAACCUUUGGUGGAUUACAAUUGCAUGCACAGGCUGGGUGCCAAGUUGGGAUUCAUAUCUGGAUUAGUUCACAUAACUAAAGUUGAAGCAUUUGAGAAAAUGCUGUGGAGAGCCUGUAAAGGCUACACUAUUCUUACAUACGCGGAGCUGGAUGAGUGUUUGGAAGAUCCAGAUACGGGUGAAACCACAAAAUGGUUUGUCUUUUUAGUGUCCUACUGGGGUGAACAAAUUGGCCAGAAAGUUAAGAAGAUUUGUGAUUGCUAUCGCUGUCGCAUCUAUCCCUAUCCAAACACCAUGGAGGAGCGCAGGGCAGUUGUUGAAGGACUAAAUGUUCGUAUUCAGGAUCUUCAUGCUGUGCUGCAUAAAACUGAGGAUUACUUACGCCAAGUCUUGUGCAAGGCAUCUGAAUCUGUCUAUACGUGGGUCAUCCAGGUGAAGAAGAUGAAAGCUAUUUAUCACGUACUCAAUCUGUGCAGCUUUGAUGUCACAAAUAAAUGUUUAAUUGCUGAGGUUUGGUGUCCGGUGGCUGAUCUGCAGAAUUUGCGCCAUGCCUUGGAGGAAGGCUCAAGGAAGAGUGGAGCUACAAUUUCUUCAUUCAUGAAUACCAUCCCAACAACACAACCUCCUCCAACUUUGAUACGUACCAAUAAAUUCACCUCAGGGUUCCAAAGCAUCGUUGAUGCUUAUGGAGUUGGGAACUAUGGGGAAGUUAAUCCAGCUCUCUAUACCAUCAUCACUUUUCCCUUCUUGUUUGCUGUGAUGUUUGGAGACUUUGGGCAUGGUCUGCUGAUGUUCUUUUUUGCACUCCUGACAAUACUGUAUGAAAACCACCCUAGAUUACAAAGAUCACAAGACGAGAUAAUGAAAAUGUUAUUUGAAGGCAGAUACGUUAUUUUAUUAAUGGGUCUGUUUUCUAUAUACACUGGAUUGAUCUAUAAUGACUGCUUUUCAAAGUCAUUAAAUAUAUUUGGUUCUGGAUGGAACGUUUCAGCAAUGUUUGAACAGAAAGUUUGGCGUCUCGAUGAUCUGAAGUCUAAUCAAUUUUUAACACUGGAUCCAAAUGUUACUGGUGUAUUCAAUGGAGCUUAUCCCUUUGGAAUUGAUCCGAUUUGGAAUUUGGCAAGCAAUCGUCUCAGUUUUUUAAAUUCUUUCAAAAUGAAAAUGUCUGUGAUAUUUGGAGUGAGCCACAUGACGUUUGGAGUUGUAUUGGGAGUAUUUAACCACUUGUAUUUCAAGAAGAAGUAUAAUAUUUAUUUGGUUUUUCUUCCUGAACUUUUAUUCAUGAUGUGCAUCUUUGGCUACCUUGUGUUUCUGAUCUUCUUUAAAUGGUUAGCAUACUCUGCAGAGGAUUCUACAUCUGCCCCCAGUAUUCUGAUUCAAUUUAUUAACAUGUUCCUGUUUCCUGGUGCUGAUACAGAAGUUUUUUACACCGGACAGGUUGCUCUGCAGAGGUUUUUACUUAGCAUUGCUUUUCUCGCUGUUCCUGUAAUGCUUUUUGGUAAACCGCUUUAUUUAUAUUGGUUGCACAGUGGAGGCCGAGGCAUCAGAAUGUACAGGAGUGGCUACAAGCUAAUUCGAAAAGAAAGUGAAGAAGAACUUUCUCUGCUGAGAUCUCAUGAUGUCGAAGAAGGAAGUAGCCACUUAGACAGCGGGCACAGAGAGGGGGAUGGAGAGGAGCUUAAUUUUGCAGAUGUCUUCAUGAAUCAAGCAAUCCAUACCAUUGAGUACUGUCUAGGAUGUAUUUCUAAUACAGCCUCAUACCUGAGACUCUGGGCAUUAAGUCUUGCUCAUGCGCAGUUAUCAGAAGUUCUGUGGCAGAUGGUGAUGAGAGUGGGUCUUCGUGUGGAUACAACAUAUGGUGUCUUACUGCUAGUCCCCCUUCUGGCCUUCUUUGCUGUGCUAACGGUUUCUAUUCUCCUGGUCAUGGAGGGGCUUUCUGCUUUUCUCCAUGCUAUACGACUUCACUGGGUGGAAUUUCAGAACAAAUUCUACUCUGGUGGAGGAUACAAGUUUACGCCUUUCUCUUUUAAGCAUAUUUCUUUACGUUUUAAUAAAGAUGAUAUGGCAUAGUUUGGUGGCUGUCAGCAGAAAUGUUUUUUGAAUCAUCUGCAAAUAAUCACGUGAUUGGAGCUCCCCUACAAAUGGUUUCUUGUAGGACAAAGUGUUUUUCACUGAAUGCCUUAUAAUGCAGCCAAAUAAUUCUGUAAUAUAUACCUCCCAUAGAAAUACAUAGCAGAUUUGGAGCAUCUUGUAAAGUAUACAGAUAAAAAAAUGUACAUUUUUAUUAAUAAACU